Molecule: messenger RNA, 342 nt
Organism: Leptosia nina
Lineage: Eukaryota; Metazoa; Arthropoda; Insecta; Lepidoptera; Pieridae
Source: the annotation of a GenBank genome assembly
AUGCCGCCAGCAAAGCGUGCGAAACGCGGUGUAAGCAGCGCUGAUGAUGACGAUGAGGAUUACAGAAAAAAACGAGAUAGAAAUAAUGAGGCUGUCAAAAAAAGCAGAUUCAAGUCAAAGCAAAGAACACAAGAAACAUUCACAAGAGUCAAUAAACUUAAAGCAGAGAACCAAAUGCUAGAAGAGAAAGUUAAGACUUUAACAAAAGAUUUGGAAUUUUUGAAAGCACUAUUCAUGGAGUAUGCUUCGAAGUCGGAUUCAAAAUUUGAAGGAAUCGAUCUAGAAAAACUAUUAGCUGAGUCGCCAGAGGAAAAAGCAGGGAAUAACAGUAAAUCUAAAUGA